AUGAUCGACGACAUCAAGCGCAUCGACUCAAUGAUAAAUGCGCUUCGCAAUAUGAAACAGGACAUCAAGCGUCAGCAGAAACUAAGUGAAAUAAACAGUUUAGACCUGUCGCCGAAGCAAGCUCAAAAGCGCAAUGCCGAUGCUGACUGGAUUGCGAUGGAACAGAUUAAGCGUCGGCAUGAGCUGCACGCUCUGUCUGUUGAGCUUGGGUUCGCUGAGCGCCGGGAAAGUUAUGCUCCAUUUGAAUUAACUGACGGGUGGCACCGAUUCGACCACAAGCCGCGCGAACCUCAAUAG
Molecule: messenger RNA, 297 nt
Organism: Auanema sp. JU1783
Lineage: Eukaryota; Metazoa; Nematoda; Chromadorea; Rhabditida; Rhabditidae
Source: the annotation of a GenBank genome assembly